This is a messenger RNA of Fusarium keratoplasticum, 1815 nucleotides long. RefSeq names its product MFS domain-containing protein. Gene Ontology annotation, molecular function: transmembrane transporter activity. The transcript is spliced from 2 exons. NCBI's taxonomy places the organism in Eukaryota, Fungi, Ascomycota, Sordariomycetes, Hypocreales, Nectriaceae. Gene Ontology annotation, biological process: transmembrane transport. The coding region runs from base 1 to 1815 and encodes 604 amino acids. Gene Ontology annotation, cellular component: membrane. The record is from RefSeq and is a predicted model, not a curated record.
AUGGCUCAAGAUAUUGAGGCCGGUCAGAACGGCGGCACUUGGAAUCGAGAUCCUGGCGAUCUCGAAAUCAGUAUCGAAGGAACACUUCCAUCUAGGAUACCACAGCCGAAACUCAACGAAGACGAGCCCAUCACUUCCCUAUAUCUGACCCUCAACACCGUCUUGCCAACACCGCCACUGCCAAAAGAGGCAGGCCUUUCCGAAUCUCAGGAACUCCCACCAUGCCCCGACCUUAGGCCAUACGCAUCACCUUUUACGUUACCGGCAGCACGAAAGAACAUUCUGCUUGCGUUGUCAUGUAUUGCUACAAUGUUUACAGCAUAUACUGCGGGAGCCUACUCCCCUCCGUCAGCCGCAAUGGCCAAGGAUCUAGGGGCAUCACAUCUGGCCGUUCUUGUUGGAAUCACAACUUUCUGCAUGGGGUUUGCGAUUGCUCCCAUGGUCCUUGCCCCGGUAUCUGAGAUUUGGGGUCGACGACCUGUCUUUGUCUUUGCUGGGUUUGUCUAUGUCAUCUUUCAGGCUGUCUGCUCUGUGAUGCCAAACCUUGCUGGGAUGCUGAUCGCUCGUUUCUUUGUCGGGGUCGGAGGCUCCGUGUUCAGCUCGGUCGUUGGAGGAGUCCUCGCUGAUCUUUGGGAGAAGGAAGAAAGAAACACCCCCAUGGCGCUGUUCAGCGGAUCAGUUCUAUUCGGAACUGGUGCUGGACCGUUGGUUUCGGCUGCCUUUGUGAAGGGGCUGACUGAUGAUACCUUAGCAUGGAAGUGGUCAUUCUGGCAUCAGGUCAUCAUGGAUGGUCUGUUGCUGAUUGCCAUUCUGUUUCUCUUCGAGGAGACUCGAGGGUCUGUGUUAUUGUCGAGAAAGGCCAAGAAGCUGAACGAGUGGUAUGAAGAGUUGGAAAAGGCUGGCGCCUAUGGAGUCUGGGUUACCAGCACCCCAGAAGAGACAAGCGCCAGCUCAUCCACGUCGACCAUCAAGACCAGCCCUGGCCAUCACACGGAACUCGAGUACAACGGCAUCCAGUCCAGGGAACGACGCCUGCAACGAGUUCGAUGGCUCGUGGCCGCAGACGAGCAGCGACCCCCUUUGGGCCAGAUGAUUGCAACGUCGGUGAAGCGACCUUUUUACCUCUUGUUCACAGAGCCUGUCGUCUUCUGCUUCUCCCUCUGGGCUGCCUUUUCAUGGGGCGUUCUCUACUUGUCCUUUGCCGUUGUGCCAUACCUGUACGCUGCAAACUUUGACAUGUCGAGUCGUGUCUACAUUGCCAUGAUGGCGUCAGCGAUCAUCGCGACCGUGGUUGGCAUUCUUCAGGAGAACUUGAUGAAGCAUCCUCUAUGGCAAGGACAGGACGAUGAAAAGUCCGUGUCGCAGUUUUGGCUGUUUAUCAGGAAGCAUUUCCCAGCGGAUGCUCCAGAGGCGCGAUUGUACUUUGCUUGCAUCACGUCUCUACUGCUUCCUGCCGGGCUGUUUGCCGCCUUCUUGAGCCCGACGAGUACAAGCCACUACUCGAUUGCCAUUGGAAUUGGCCUUGCUAAUUGGGGCAUUUACUCGGUGUAUCUGGCCACGUUUAACUAUCUGGCUGAUACGUAUCACCUUUACGCCUCCUCGGCGCUGGCUGCUCAGAGUUUCUGCCGCAACGUGCUCGGCGGGGCGUUCCCGGUGAUUACUGGCAUCAUGUUUGGUAAUCUCGGGCUGAAGAAUGCUGGCUGUGUUCUGGGUGGCAUUGCCAGCGGAUUGACGCUCAUCCCUUGGGUGUUGGUGCUGUUUGGAGAGAGGAUCCGAUCGAGGAGUAGCUUUGCGAUUUCUCUGCAGAAACAAUAA